Molecule: messenger RNA, 1065 nt
Organism: Tremella mesenterica DSM 1558
Lineage: Eukaryota; Fungi; Basidiomycota; Tremellomycetes; Tremellales; Tremellaceae
Exons: 4
Coding region: 1-1065 (354 amino acids)
Source: RefSeq, a predicted model, not a curated record
AUGCCUAACAUCGUAUCAUUCGGUUCUCCAAGUCAAUCUGACGACGCGAUAGAAGAGGUUUUAGAUGAAGGUGAUAAAACAUUUGCUUCCCUCACUUCAUCAGAUAUCAAAUAUGAUCCUAUACUAUCUUCUCUCGCCAGAGCUCAGAAAGUAGUGGAUAGUCCGAAUACUUCAACUAGACAGAAUGUUUUCAAGGCGAAACCAGCUCCAAAGUUUAGUAGUGAUGUUGGACCGAGAAUGACAAAGAGCGCUGCUUUACGUCAAGGAUUGGAUUGGGAGGCUUUGGAUAAGAAACAUGAGAAAGAGAGGAAAGAAGUGGGUUUUGAGAAUACACCUGGACAUAAAAGAGCUGGAUUGGGUUUGAUGGUCAAAAGUCUAGCAACGCCAAGUUUGACCCCUCGACAAACUAAAGCUUCUCAACUUCGAGCUGGAGGUGAUGUCACUCAGAGUGCAAAGAAAGAUAGAGAAGCUAUCGCAGCUGCUAAUAAGGCGAGGGAUGGAGAGGAAAGACAAAUGAGGAGGAAGAGUAUCGCCCUUCCGUCGAGUUUGAGUGCGCCGUCUAUCGUACCAAGGACGAACAAAGCUGCCGCUUUGAGAACAGGUCAACCAUCCAUGUCCAGUCCUGCUCGUCGACCUCAGUUCCCACUGUCCCCAACUGGAGCGGCGAAUGUCAUCCCUGGCUCGAAUAAUGCAUCUCCUGCUGUAGGACAGAAAAUGCGUCGAGGUAGUUUGACAGGAUUAUCAAGUCUUGGAACGCCUACAAUUAUGCCAAGGAUGAACAAAGCCGCCCUUCUUCGGGCUCCCGUCUCAUCUUCCACUGUACCCACAGUCACAUCUUCCCCCAAUCCACCCGUUCGACCAACACAUAAAAAGACUUCCACGCUCGCUUCUAUUCCUACCAUGGCUACCCCUCCUGCCUCGAGUGGAAAGAAGGUAUCGCCACCAUCGGCAUCUGCAGCGAGCAGUAUAGGUUCAUCCCGUCCUCGUCCUAUGAGCAUGGGACCAGGACCUAGACCGACCAAGGCGAGCUUGCUCCGCGCUGGACUGGGAGCGAAGGUGGCAUGA